Haliotis rubra (blacklip abalone) is the source of this 5742-nucleotide messenger RNA. RefSeq names its product adenylate cyclase type 2-like. Gene Ontology annotation, biological process: cAMP biosynthetic process; adenylate cyclase-activating G protein-coupled receptor signaling pathway; intracellular signal transduction. The record is from RefSeq and is a predicted model, not a curated record. Gene Ontology annotation, cellular component: plasma membrane. Gene Ontology annotation, molecular function: adenylate cyclase activity. NCBI's taxonomy places the organism in Eukaryota, Metazoa, Mollusca, Gastropoda, Lepetellida, Haliotidae.
UCUGACAGCGUACGCGGUUAUCAUCACUGCACCAGCCCACGGUCGGCAGUUGUGGCUAGUCUUCAGGUGGAAGCAUGUGUUGUUGAUAUUCAAACAGUGUCAGGCGGACAAUUCCACAGUAAUUAUGCCAAUAGGUCGGUGGGAACAGAUACAUCGCUACAACGGACACAGGAAUUUACAAAACACGGAUUCUUGGCUGUGAAUGUUUUAACCAGAGGACUGGCAUUGUGUGAAGAUCGUGAUCAACUUGUGGUUGGGGGAUCUACCCGAAUCAAUAUAGAGGGCUUAAGUACAGUAGGAUCCUGUUUGUAGUGUUUCCGAUGUUUGGUCUAUCUGGCGCCAGGUGAUCACAGAUUGAAAUUAUUCUGAAUGGAACCAGGAAAGGAAGCAAGACGUUCAAUUUAACGGAUGAGACCAUGCUCGGUGGAGACACAGCUUGAAAGAUACAAGUAACCACUUCCAUGUCAAGAGGUUGUUUUGAAUGAACGGCAAAGGUCAAGGACUUUCCUCUGGGGAUUCCGAGUGUCCAAUCUGCCUCUCCGCAUUCUCACAAUGGAAGUCACGAGCCCGAAGGCAUGUGAGAGUUUUUUCAGCCUCACAUCAGUUGCCGGCAGCCGGACGCAGCUGGUCAAGGGGGCAGAGGAAGAGAGCACUACCAGAAAAUCUUCCUCUGAAGACGUCCCCCUCAAAGAGAUGAAGAUCUCUUUCAAGGAACUUGACCUGGAGGAGAUGUACCAUCAGUACAGCAUCCAGAUCAAACAGUCCCUCAUCGUUAUGUACCUCGGCCUGGACGUGGCAGUGUCUAUCAUAAUGAUCAUCAUCCAUCUAGCACACGGGGACGCACACAAGAGUCCUUCCCAGACUGCCCAAGUGUCCAUACUAGGCUGUGGUGCUCUGUUGAAGGUGUUCCUCAUUGUCUUCACCACCCUGAAGAAGAUCUACCAGAAACACACCUCCCUCCUUUCAGCUGCUGUGUGGCUCUCCAUCCUGUCACUCAUGUCCCUCUACUACAGCUUCAGCCCCCGCCGCACCCACGCUGAUGACAUGCCUGUCAUGUUCUAUAUCACCUUGGUGGGCUAUAUGGUGCUGCCAUUGUCCAAAAAAUGGUCGUUUGCAGUUGGAUCUCUGUCUUUGGUCCUGGAGCUUGUAUUGUCCGGGCUCGUUGCUAAUGCUGUGAUGCUUCUCUGUGCCAAUCUGGUUGGUCUUUACCACAAGUCACUGUCCGAUUUGGCUCACCGACGAGCGUUCCUUGAUGCCAGGAACUCUGUGGAGUCAAGCAUCAAACUGGAAAGGGAGAAGAAACAGCAGGAGGAGCUUCUCAUCAGCUGUAUCCCCAGCAACCUGAUGAACCAGAUGAAGGAGGAUCUCCAGAAGCAGAUGAUGAGCAAGGCACCCAAACCCUCCCCCUUCCAGGACCUGUAUGUGCAGCACUACACAGAUGUCAGUAUCCUGUAUGCAGACAUUGUCAACUUCACACCGCUGGCCUCCGACUGCACAGCAGCUGAACUUGUUAAAAUGCUGAAUGAGCUGUUUGGCAGAUUUGAUCAGUUAGCCAAGAAGAGCAACUGUAUGCGAAUCAAGAUUCUGGGGGAUUGCUACUACUGCGUGUCUGGCAUCCCAUCCGCUGACAAGGACAACGCUGCCAACUGCGUCCGCAUGGGGCUACGCAUGAUUGAAGCUAUCAGGGAAGUGAGGGAGGCGACUGGUGUGAAUGUAGACAUGCGUAUUGGGGUUCAUACGGGUACGGUGCUGUGUGGAGUUCUGGGCCGGAGGAAGUGGCAGUAUGACGUGUGGUCUGAUGACGUCACCAUUGCCAACCACAUGGAGUCAUCGGGGGUGCCAGGGCGUGUUCACAUCUCCCAGCAGACCCUGGACAGUCUAGGGGGACAAUACGAGGUAGAGCCGGGCAAUGCUCACACCAGGAGUCGCUUCAUUGCCGACAACAACAUGAACACCUUCCUUGUUGUGCCGUUUGAGAGAAGGCCAAGGAGACAGAAGCUGGCGAGGACAAGAUUUGAACACACGAUGCGAGCCUCGUUGAAAGUUACCAAAUACUUGGAAACCUGGGGAAUAGACAAACCCUUCGCCAACCUCCAGUCUACGUCCAUGGUGUCUCGCGUCCUCAGUCUCACUAGUCUGGCCUUAGUGGAUACAAACUUCAUCAUUAAUUCAAGUGGACUGGAUCAAAGCAGUCUACUGUCGGGAGACAUGUAUCUACAACAGGAAGUGAAGGUGGAGCUGGGUAAACGCCUUGAACAACUUGGUGGCGGCAGGUGUCUCCCCAACAACACAGAUGUCAACAGGGUGUUCCUGACCUUCAAGCAGAGACAACAGGAAUACAGCUAUAUGCACCAGGCUGACCUGAUGUUCAAGUACCAGGUGGCGUGCUGUGCAGUCAUCUUCCUCUGUGUCGUCAUCAUCCAAGCCAUCAUGCUGCCCAGAGAUAUCCCCCCUCCUGGUGGUUGGAAUUGUAGGGAUCGUGACCUUUGGGCUCAUAUCUGUGAUACAGUUUGCCGAAGUCUGCAUUUCUUCAGGCAACAAGCUGGUCAGUGUGUUGGUCAAGUUCAGCCGAUGCAUCACCUACAGCACCUGUCUCCGUUUGGUCAUUUCUGUCUGCUGUACCAGUCUCAUCCUGUUUGCCUCCAGCAUCAGUCUGAACUUCACAUGCCGGAGUUGGAAAACACUUCAUCCACUGAGCCAGGAGAAAGCAGCUGUGAUUAUCCACUUUACUACAUCCUGAGUUUUAUGCUGGGGUUGACAUCAUGCAGCGUCUUCGUCCACCUCAGCUUCAUCAUCAAGCUGGCUGAGAUGUCGGUGGCACUAGUAGUGUACUUCCUCAUUCUUCAUCUCGGAAGACAGGACAUCUUCAUCAAGUUCAACAACUUGGUCAACAAAGAUACACAACCCAAUGAAUUGCAGGCUGAUAUACGACUUAUGGCAACAGUCCACCUGGCUUUAAUGUUCAUAGCUCUACAUGUGUUGGAUCGACAGACAGAGUAUACACAGCGAGUAGACUUUCUCUGGAAGACAAGAAAGGAUCCUGAUGAGGUCAAGGUCACAGCUGCCAUCAACAAAAUCAUCCUGGAGAAUAUUCUACCUGCUCAUGUGGCAGAUUAUUUUCUGAGGGCAUCUCGAAAAAAUGAGGACCUGUAUCACAAGUACUACCCCAAUGUCAGCGUCAUGUUCGCCUCUAUACCGAACUUCAAGGACUUCUACCAACAAAACGCUGCCAACAGACAUGGUCUUGAGUGUAUACGAGUCCUCAACGAAAUCAUCUCAGAUUUUGACACUCUUUUGACCCAGUCAAGAUUUCACUGUGUGGAGAAGAUCAAGACAAUUGGCAGUACAUAUAUGGCAGCAACGGGACUUCAGCCAGGCAUGGAAGAUAAGGAGGAUUCAGUGGAGAAUGAAGCAAACAUUGUUAAGAUGACUGACUUUGCGCUUUCAAUGAUAGAAAAGCUAGACAAUUUCAAUCAACAUUCUUUUAACCAGUUCAAACUCAGGAUAGGUUUAAAUGAUGGUCCAGUCAUAGCGGGAGUCAUCGGUGCUCGUAAGCCUCAGUAUGAUAUCUGGGGCGACACUGUCAAUGUAGCUAGUCGUAUGGACAGUAGCAGUGAACAGGGUAAAAUACAUAUGGCAGAAAAGACAGCCCAAGUUUUAAUCAAGAAAGGAUAUGAACAUGAAUAUCGUGGAUUAACAAGUCUGAAGGGCAAGGAGCCCAUGAUAACCUAUUUUAUACUUCCACAUAAUGUAGUGACACACUUAUAGCAAUAAAGCAUGACUGUUGCUACUGUUAUCAAUAUUCUCAUCAUCGCUUCCAUUCCUACACAACCGACAACACCUUAUCCAUCCCACAGAACUGAUGAUGAUGUUUGUGGAGAUCCUGAUCUGAAAGGACAACUGGCCACUCCUUACACUACUGGUGGGCCUGACGAUGAUGCUUCUGAAGUUCCAGAUCUGAAAGGACAAUAGACUACUCCUUACACUACUGGUAGGCGUGAUGAUGGAAUGCUUCUGAAGUUCCAGAUCUGAAAGGACAAUAGACCACUCCUUACAAUACAGGCAGGCCUGGUGGUGAUUCUUUUGGAGAUCCUGAUCUGAAAGGACAACUGGCCACUCCUUACAUUACAGGCAGGCCUGAUGGAGAUGCUUGUGGUGAUCCUGAUCUGAAGGACAAUAGACCACUCCUUACAAUACAGGCAGGCCUGGUGGUGAUUCUUUUGGAGAUCCUGAUCUGAAAGGACAAUAGACCUUUCCUCACAAUACAGGCAGGCCUUAUGAUGGUGCUUUUGAAGUUCCAGAUCUGAAAAUACAACUGGCCACUCCUUACAUUACAGGCAGGCCUGAUGGAGAUGCUUGUGGUGAUCCUGACCUGAAAGGACAAUAGACCAUUCCUUACAAAACAGGCAGGCCUGGUGGUGAUUCUUUUGGAGAUCCUGAUCUGAAAGGACAACUGGCCACUCCUUACACUACUGGUGGGCCUUACGAUGAUUCUUCUGAAGUUCCAGAUCUGAAAGGAUAAUAGACCACUCCUUACGUUACAGGCAGGCCUGAUGAUUGUGCUUCUGAAGUUCCAGAUCUGAAAGGACAAUAGACCACUCCUUACAUUACAGGCAGGCCUGAUGAUGGCGCUUCUGAAGUUCCAGAUUUAAACUGAUAACAGACCACUUCAGUGAAGAUGAAGGUCCACCGUCAAGUCAGUGGAUAAAUGGCCAUACCAGCCCAUCAAGCCCUGGAGGCUAUUAUAGAUUGAUGCCACUGGCUUUGGAAGAUAAUUCUGAAUGAUUCCUAUGCUGUUCAUAGACAAACAGAUUUGAGUUGCAAGGUGUAUCUGCUGAAGGUGUUCAGAACUAGCAAGGAAACAAAGACUACUUUUGCUGUCUUUGACCAUGAAAGUAUACGCACAUCUCUGAAGUGAUACAAGGUUUUCUUUGUGAAAAUCUGACAGUUAAUUUACAUAGUCUGACCAAUGUGUGAUGUAUUGAUAAUGAAGGAUGAUGAAUGAUUGAUUGUAAUAUAAUAUAUUGCAACAACAGUGAACUGUACAAGAUGAAAUGGGAGGACAACAGAGGACAAGCAUAUCAUUGCAUGUGUGAUAAGUACCUGAUGGAUUGAAAAGACAGCAAAGAUUGAGCAUAUUAUGGUGUGUGAUUUGUGUCACGGUGUGUGAUGAAAGAGGAAGGACAACAGAGUGCCUGUGUAUCAUGGUCUGUGAUCUGUCCCCUAUGAAAUAGAAGGACAACAGAGUAACUGUGUUUCAUGGUGUGUGAGAUGUACCUGAUGGAUUGAAAGGACUACAAGUCUACAGUCAUCAAUUGAAAUGUUACAAAGAAGUUCCUUUUACUGAAAACAUAAAAUUACUCAAUAUGUUUUUGUUGGCAAACAUGGCACAGUGAACGUCAUUGAUAUAUUUGUUAAUCAAAGGAAAUACUGAUUGAUAGGGACCUUGCGAUGAUGUCCUCCAUCGGUACAUGUUGUCCUUUGAGUAGCAGUUCAUGUCUAACUUCAGUUAUUUAUACAGGUAACUUGGUGCAACGAACUCAAGGGAUACACUUCAUCAGCAGAAUAUGUCUCAGCAAAAUAUGUCACCUGCAGAUUGUACUCUUGGAUGAUUUCAAGAUCCAUAUAUCACAUUUUGACUCACAUAUGAUGGUCAAAAGCCAUUGCUUGAAAAUGGUCAAAACAUUUUCAGGAUAGAGACAUUGUUAGAGAUACGUUCUGUGACUGUUAUACAGAAAAUGG